UUGACUAUUGCCUAUUGAUAUGGUUUUGAAGUAAUAUUAGAAGAAACACCUACUUAAUAUAAUAUUUGGUCCAUGCAAUACAGCUUUUUGAGAAAUUAAACUAUCCGAUGAAAAAUGUCGGCUGGAACUUAUUAUUUCGUUAUUGUUGGGCACUCCGACAACCCAAUAUUUGAAAUGGAUUUCAUACCAGUGACUAAAGAACCGAAGAAAGAGGACAACAGACAUUUAAAUCAGUUCAUAGCCCAUGCAGCACUUGAUCUAGUGGAUGAACAUAUGUGGAAGGUCACCAACACUUACCUGAAGUCUGUGGACAAGUUCAAUCAAUGGUUUGUCUCAGCAUUUGUGACUGCAAGCCAGAUGAGGUUCAUAAUGGUCCAUGAUGCCCGAAAUGAGGACAAUAUUAAGAAUUUCUUCACAGAUGUUUAUGAGGCUUACAUAAAAUUGAUGCUAAAUCCAUUCUAUAAAGAGGACACAUUGAUCACAUUGCCUGCUUUUGAGAAGAAGGUUCAGUUUUUAGGUAAAAAGUAUUUAACAUAGUAGGUAAGUCAUUUAUAAACGUUACAACAUGGAAGAAACUAUAAGUGGUAUUCUAGCAUUAUUUAUUAGGUCAUUGGAUAAAAGUAACAUUUAAUGUAAUGAGUUCACUUUUUGAGAAAGACCAGUACUUUUUUAUUAUAAUAAAUGCUAGCUGUUAUUGUGUUAAUUAAGUGUAUCAUUGUAAUAGUAAUAACACAGAUGUAAAUAUUUAAAAUAAAAUAAUUAUUAUUAUACAAA
Messenger RNA from Spodoptera exigua (beet armyworm), 774 nucleotides. NCBI's taxonomy places the organism in Eukaryota, Metazoa, Arthropoda, Insecta, Lepidoptera, Noctuidae. The record is from the annotation of a GenBank genome assembly.